AUGACCAUUACAUCAACUGAAAUUCCCGCCAUCACACAUGACUUCCAUGCGGCCAAGAACAUUGAUCGGCGUGGCACUGCCCUUUCACUUACCAACUAUGCCUUUCUGUCAGUGUUUCGCAAAAUAUAUACCUUCUUGGAUAUCAAAACCACCUUUGUUACUUCUGUCGCGUUCGUUGGAAUCAAUUCGGCUCUUCGUGGUACUGGUCUGAACUCAAUCGCUCUCAUUAUCGUAGAGCCAUCGCAGGUUUUGGUGUUGUAA
Molecule: messenger RNA, 261 nt
Organism: Fusarium venenatum
Lineage: Eukaryota; Fungi; Ascomycota; Sordariomycetes; Hypocreales; Nectriaceae
Source: RefSeq, a predicted model, not a curated record